UUUGGAGUGGAGGGUCUCAUGAGGCCUACAUCAAUCAAAGCUUGAGUGCGGGAAGACAUUGUUUUAAGAUAGAUGCUUAUUUGUGGUGAAGAAAAGAAGAUUGUUGGCUGAAAGUGUUGAAGCUCUGACUACACAAGCCACGGAGACUGGUAACAGAGUUUCUUAAAGAUCCAAAUGGUUCGUGGACAGAUGAAGUUUGGUAAGCAUGGCGGUUUUUCUAAAAUGGCGCAGAAAAUGUUGGAGCAGAAGUCUUCAGGUCAGGGAGCCGACGGCGAGACACUACGGGACGUCUUCUCAAACGGAGAAUGAAGGCUGUUGGCAGCAAAAUGGGCAACAACUCCAUAUGAACGGUCCUGGUUUCAGAGCGAGCCUCACUGAGUCUGCGGUACUCGGCUGAGGUGAGCGGGUGUUUCUGUUCAGAGGGAACCGAGCGGUCUUGGGCACGAGCGGUAAUGAUGACGUAACUCUUCUGGCUUUCAAUGAAAGUCAAACGCCCGAAUUCUGGCGGGAAGUUUUGCGCGAGCGUGCGAAACUGCAGGCGCGCGCCAGCCGUGCGUCAGCAUAAAGCGAAGUUGAAGAAGGAGCGCGCGCGCAACAGCCUCCACCCCAACGGUCGGGCGGUCAGUGUGCGAUGAGGAGCGACAGGAGCGACAGGAGCGGAGCAGCUGUGGAGAUGGAGUCAAAGAAGCUGGACAGCAUCUCUGCCCGUGUGGACGCGUCGAGCGGUAGGACGAAAGGUUACGCCUGCCCUCAGAACGGCAACAGGCGGGGAGUCGGCGCACGUCUCCGGAAGCUCUUCCUGUGCUCUGCUGCCAAAAAGCCGUCUGCCAGUAUCCAAAACAGUGUUGAAGAUGAGCUGGAGCUGUCGGCAGUGCGUCACCGGCCUGAGGGUCUGGAGCAGCUGGAGGCUCAGACACGCUUCUCUCGCAAGGAGCUGCAGAUCCUCUACCGUGGCUUCAAGAACGAAUGUCCAAGUGGUGUGGUCAAUGAAGACACAUUUAAGGACAUUUACUCUCAGUUCUUCCCACAAGGAGAUGCGUCCACAUAUGCACACUUUCUGUUCAAUGCAUUCGACACAGACCACGACGGCUCAGUGAGUUUUGAAGAUUUUGUAACGGGUCUGUCCAUUCUCCUCCGAGGGACAGUCCAGGAAAAACUUAACUGGGCCUUUAACCUGUAUGAUAUUAACAAAGAUGGAUAUAUAACAAAAGAGGAGAUGUUGGACAUCAUGAAAGCCAUCUACAACAUGAUGGGCAAAUGCACAUAUCCUAUUCUUAAAGAGGAAACUCCAAGACAACAUGUGGAGAUAUUUUUCCAGAAAAUGGACAAAAAUAAGGAUGGAGUGGUCACCAUAGAUGAAUUUAUAGACUGCUGCCAAAAUGACGAGAACAUCAUGAGAUCGAUGCAGCUUUUUGAAAAUGUCAUUUAAUACCUGAAUGGACAAAAUGUCUCUGGUGGCUGGUCAGCGCUGACUGGGACCUUUCUGCUGAUUUCCUCAUCAAGACAAAUCUAUCUGAAUGGAAGUCACACAAUCCAUAAAACACCAUCUCUCUCACUCAAACUUCAUUCCACUUGCUCUCAUUACAGCGUUUGUAAUUAAAGUAUUAAAGAAUUAAGGUUCGUUCCCCCAGCAGUUAUUAAUUUGAAGGAUUCUGUGCAAACGGUACAUUGCACACCCCCUCACUUGUCAAAUAAGAGGGCAUUUGGGAAAGGAGUACUUUUAAAGGGCCCAUAUCCCAAAUUUGUUUACUGUUUACUUUUUUUUUCCUAGGUGGUCAACUUGGUGUUUGUGUGGCUUUAUGUAGUAAAAAUGUCAUCAUUCAAUUUUAGAUGACCAUUUUCAAACUAUCUUUUAGAAUUAAACAGGCUGUUUUUGUUACUGUGCCUUUAAGCCUAACAUGCAAAUAACCUCUGUUCUGAUUGGCUGCCCUCAAAAAGCAGUACUGGCUGAAACAUUCCUUAUACCUUCAAAAUCAAUGGGAGGAGCUAAACUGCUGUAGGCUGAAGGCAGAUGCAUGUAAGUGCAUUAGUUUUCCAUGACAUCACAAAAACAAAGAAUUUCAAAUGGACCAUGUUUUUUGCAGCUUAGUUUGGACGAGAGCAAGUCUUUCCUUGAUAUGGGCCUUUUAAUCUCCAAGCCAUGUUCCAUUUCCAAGUUUUAGUGUUAACAUUUGAUAUGAGCGUUGUUUUUUGGACUUGCUUAAAAUAGUUGCCUACUCUUUCUAUGAUUAGAUUGCACACGUUGACAUUUUUAAUGAAGAUAGUAAACAGAAGUAAUUUAUUUCUGCUCUUAAUCUUAUGAGAAAGCUGAGACAACCUGUUGAGGUCAGUGUAGGUGUAUUAUCCUCAGCCGUUUUAACCCUUUACUGAACAUAGCAUGUUUUUGUACACGCAGUGCAUGAGGAAACAGAUUUAGGGUGUCAUUACCGAAGCUGACCAUCCUUUAACUAUGAAUGAUAAAGCAUUUCAAAGCAUUAUAAUGAAUGAGUUCAUUUUUUUGCCCUUUGGCCCUGAUUUCUGUUUGUAUUUUACUUUUUGUCCGUGUGAACUUUCUCUUAUGCAAGCGAUAUUGUUCAAUUUCUACAGAAACAUUCCAGAAUGUUCUUAUAGCUGGAGUUCCAAGCCACAAAAGGUCCAAAAGACACAUCCAGAGUAUGGAAAAGAGAUACUGUAUCAUUUUAAAUAUGUAUUUAAUAUAGAUAUCUACUGUUUUUCAACUUUGUUCAUGAUUAUUUGCCAACCAGAACAAAUAUAAUAAAUAUAUAUAUGAAAUAAUAGAUUCCAGGUUUGUUUUCAUAUGUUGAGUUUGAAAGCUAGCAGAUAGAAGCACACAUUGUUGUAGUGUAGGUUUAUUAUAGGAAUAAUACUGUCAGUAUAAUGCUGCUUAUGGGUUUAUAUGUAAAGUCCUCUCAGAAGAUCACAUGCUAUUAUCAUGUUUACAGUUUUCAGGCAUCGUGUUGCUGUUCUCAGAGCAACUUACAUUUACUAGGAUUCUAACAUUGUACCAAGAAAUGGAGCACUGUUUACUUAGCUUUACAGUAUUUGGUUUGACUUUGUUGUGAUAAAGACUUUAUCAGUUUUUGUGUGUCUGCUAGAAACCUACAUUAUCUACAUUAUACACAAGUCACAGGAGAGGUGCUGGUGUGUGUGUCCCUGUCAGGGAUAGGUGCAAAUUCAGCAAAAUGCUCUAAUUGUUUUGAAAAGUGCUUUGCUUUGAUGUUAAUUUCAGGUUGUUUGGACCGAAUUAAAGCACAUCAUUAUUUUUGUAGAUAUAUUUCUAGCCAGUGAACAUUUCAUGGCUUUUUUUUUUCUACAAGCUACAAGUUUGGAGCUUCCUUUCAUGUCUUCCUUUUAUGUCGUUCCAAGGCAGACUCAUCCUUUUUUUCUCUCCCUGUAUCUCUCUCUCAUUCCUCCUGUUUUCCGGCAUUAGGACUGAUUAACUUCCACUGUCUAAAUCAAAGACAUAGGGCUGUGAUUGGCUGCAGCACAGACUGAGCAGUAAGCAUGCUGAGUAGCAGAUGUAUGCUUUCCGUCACCCAGUUGCAUCCAAAAGCACUUGUCAACCCAGCACUAAGUCCAAAGGCAACAUUUCCAACAGCUAUGUACUACUCUUACCACCAGCAGCGUUAUUUUAUGGUGUACGCUGGUUUUCUGAGAUACUUCUUUUGCAUAAAAUCGCUGUUUGUUGUAAUAGUCACUUGAAUGGUUGUUUUGCCAUGUGUGUUUAUCGACUGAUCACGUGUGUAAUUGAAAUUAAGCUGCUCUUUUGUCAUAUUUUCUUAAACUAUAGAUAACAUCUUUUUUCAUGUGAACAGUGAAGAGUUUCAAUGAUAUGAUUAGCAGCUCUGUCAUUUUAAUUAUGGUUUUCUGAGGGUAAAAACUGCACACAAGAAUUUUAAACCCUGUUAUUCAAGUAAAUUGAAACUCCACAAUGUUGACUUCAGAUGGCAUGUUCAUAUUGACAUGGUGCCACCUAUGGGACACUUGCUAUAAGUGCAAGUUGUACCAAAGUUAAAGGCCCCCUCCUUUAAAAUGAACUAUAAACCAAGGGUCUUGCAACUUAACAAAUAGCAAGCUUAUUAAGGUUUUGACUUUUGUGCAUAUUUGUGUUUAAUCUGUCUUUUUUGUAGCAUUCUUCCGACUGCCUUUGGAAACAUGAUGUCAUAGCACACUUGCUGUAGAGAUUCUGCAUUGAGAUACUGAAUGUGGAAAAUCUAGUAGGGAUGCUGUGUGAAAGACUGGCAGCUGCAUGUUUUAUGAACGAAGCUUGCUCUAGUGAAUGGCCCUUGGUGGUGGGUAGUAUUGAAUGCAGCUGAUCCUAGUACUCUGUGCAUAUCACAUGUCCCUAUGGUACUAGAGGACAUAGAGGCAUUUUGUGGCAUAGAUUCAAUAAACGGCUCCGAAUGUA
This is a messenger RNA of Pygocentrus nattereri (red-bellied piranha), 4408 nucleotides long. RefSeq names its product Kv channel interacting protein 4 (gene kcnip4a). The transcript is spliced from 9 exons. Gene Ontology annotation, molecular function: calcium ion binding; potassium channel regulator activity. The record is from RefSeq and is a predicted model, not a curated record. Bases 632 to 1429 code for a protein of 265 amino acids. Gene Ontology annotation, biological process: regulation of potassium ion transmembrane transport. Lineage: Eukaryota; Metazoa; Chordata; Actinopteri; Characiformes; Serrasalmidae. Gene Ontology annotation, cellular component: voltage-gated potassium channel complex.